AUAGUCAUGGGCCGGGAGACGCUGCUCGUGAAGAAGCUGUCGGCGACCGCGGUGCUGCCGGCGCGCGGGUCGGCGCUGGCCGCUGGCUUCGACCUCGCUAGCGCGUACGAGUGCGUGAUUCCGGCGCAUGGCAAGGCGCUCGUCAAGACGGACAUUGCGAUCGCGAUCCCGUCGGGCUGCUACGCCCGCGUCGCGCCGCGCUCGGGGCUCUCGUGGAAGAACCACCUCGACGUCGGCGCCGGCGUCAUUGACGAGGACUACCGCGGCAACGUCGGCGUCGUCCUCUUCAACCACGCCAACGAAGAUUUCCACGUCAAGGCCGGCGACCGCAUCGCGCAGCUCAUCCUCGAGCGCAUUGUCGCGCAAGCCGACGUGCAGGAAGUCGACGAGCUCUCCGACACUGCGCGCGGUGACGGUGGCUUUGGGUCGACAGGCGUCGCCAAGCGCGCCAAGGUCGAGCACUCGAUGACGACAGCGGCCUCCGCCGGCGUCGACGCGAUCGUCGGUGCGAUUGCCGCGAUCGAAGCCGACUUGACCGACGCUCAGCGCAAGCGCCUCAAGGAGCUCGUGGUCGCCGCCGACGACCGCCGCUUUGCGCUCUUGGAGAAGGCGAGCGCGCAGUACAUUGCGACGCAGGAGAAGGCCGCGUUCUUGGAGUGGAUCCACGCCCUUCUUCAGUAACCGCCUCUCUUUUAUACAUGUAUGCAACCUCGACAGCCUCGGCGGCUUCGACAUCGUUGACGCACAG
Messenger RNA from Saprolegnia parasitica CBS 223.65, 748 nucleotides. RefSeq lists its product as hypothetical. The record is from RefSeq and is a predicted model, not a curated record. The transcript has a single exon. Bases 7 to 681 code for a protein of 224 amino acids. Gene Ontology annotation, biological process: dUTP catabolic process; dUMP biosynthetic process. Gene Ontology annotation, molecular function: magnesium ion binding; dUTP diphosphatase activity. Lineage: Eukaryota; Oomycota; Saprolegniomycetes; Saprolegniales; Saprolegniaceae.